Messenger RNA from Arabidopsis thaliana (thale cress), 1598 nucleotides. RefSeq lists its product as uncharacterized. The record is from RefSeq and is marked reviewed. Lineage: Eukaryota; Viridiplantae; Streptophyta; Magnoliopsida; Brassicales; Brassicaceae. The transcript is spliced from 13 exons. Bases 1 to 1389 code for a protein of 462 amino acids.
AUGGCUUCAAACGACGAUCUUGAAUUUUCGUUCUUCGACUUACCAGAAACUUUUGGUGUUCUCACGGAGUGUGGAGGAAAUGCUUCGUUGCUGGUUUCAGAAAAUGAACACAAUGACCUUGUUGGAUAUAACCCUGUCUCUGCCGCCACAAGUGAUGUGUUUCCUUCACCACUAAUAGAGAAUUCAAACACCGAUCAAGAGACAUUGACAAGAACUUCAUCAAGCUUUGAUCAAGAGACAGCCAUAGUAGCACACAAUCAAAGCUUUCAUCAAGAUGACGACUAUUCUAAGUAUUUGACCACUGCAGAAAACUUUAAUGACAUGCCGUCGAGUGUAUUUAGCAAUGGCCAAAGAGAAAAUGUGGACAGUGGAAGUUAUGUCCUAACUUCGAGCAAUCAAAUGAUGACUACUGGACUACAAUCAACUGAUGUACAACAUGGACCUCCAGAGCAAAGUUAUCAACAACCUUUAUUGUCUCAGACAAUUCCCCAUUUCUCUAACCAGCCAUAUGUUUCAACACUGGUAAGGAGUAAUAUACAAGAAGUGGGGCAAGCUAAUGGACCUACAAAUCUCAAUCUAAUUCAUCAUGGCCUUCAAGAUCAUCACUUUCAUCCUUCUUUGUAUCAGAAGGAACAAUAUAAUCACACCGACUCACUACUUGAACAAAUCAUGCGUAUUCAUGAAACUGAACAUCAAAUGCAACUACCAAAGUUCACAAACAUGUCUAGUACCCCAACAUCAGUGGGGACACUGCUAAACAAUCAAUGCCUAAGUCCUUUUGCAUCGACUCCAACUAUUUUGACGCAUCCAGAGACAGGAAAUUACUCACCAUUUACGCAUAGGUCAUAUCAGCCUGACUCAUUUGCUUAUGCCUUCCAAAAAUCAAGCUCGUUAAACCCUACUCGCCGGCCCCGUGGAAGGCCGAGGAGAAUUCAAAGUGUUAUGCCUCCGAGUUUGACAAUUACAACACCACAAAACAUGUCUUUAGUACCUGCAAUUCAAACCCUAUCAACACCUCCCAGUACGCCCUAUCGCGCCCAAGAGAAGGGAAAACAACAUGUUACAGCGAUGCCGUCUUUGAACCCAACUCUCUACAAUCAGUAUCAAAAUUCAUACACAAACUCAAUGAUCCAACAGGGUGGAGGUUUAAGCCAACGCGAUUGUUAUGAUCAAUUUGAAAAUGAAGGUUCUUCGUCUAAAAGAAAGAGGAUCAUGUUACCGUUUCAAGAAAAAAGUAUAGCAGAAUCGUCGAGUGUAUCUCUAUGGCAAGAUGGAAAUAGGCGUUCAAGUGCGGCCAAUAACAAUGAGGAGAGGUUAGAAAAUACAGUAUACGAUCCAUUUUAUGCAGGUGUUGGAUUACCCCUUGAUCCUCAUUUGAGGUUCUUUUGAUCGAAUUUUUUGAAAUGGACGGCAUAACUUGCAUAUUUGAAGAAUCAAUAUGGUGUAUUGAUGGGAUACGAUAUUUGAGAGCCAUAUUCUAUAUCAUAUAAGCAAUUAUGGAUAUAUGUACAUUAUUUCUGCAUGUGACAAAAAUUGUCAGUCCAUCGGUUUGUACUAGUGAUUAUGUUGUGUCAUAGCCUUUUAAACCUUUUUAAUGC